CUUCUUGAAGAUGCAUUUCGUAGCAAGAAAUACCACCAGCGAAACAGGACUGCGACCACCAAACCAUCAUCUCAGUCCCGGUGUGUACGGACAUCGGUUACGGUCAAACUCUAAUGACUCUAAACACAGCUGGUUCAAGUAUAAACUCGCCGGAUCCGGAUCCCAGAUCAUCCCAAACAGUGAUAACGAGGCUACGGAUGACGAGGUAGAUUUUAAUGAAAACGAGGACCUUACUCAGGAGUUUGUCAAAAGCAAUGAGCUGACGAAGGACCACGACUGUGCAAAAGAAGGUUGCAAUCGAGUGGUUCUUAACGUAAGUGGAAUGCGGUUCGAAACCCAGAUGCGGACUCUAAAUCGUCUGCCACACACACUCCUUGGAGACAAAGAGAAGCGAGAUAAGUUUUGGGAUCCGCGCACACAAGAAUAUUUUUUUGAUCGCCAUCGGCCUAGUUUUCCUGCUAUUUUGUAUUUUUAUCAAAGUGGAGGCAGAUUAGAGAGGCCAAUAGAAGUGCCAAGUGAUAUUUUUCUCAGUGAGCUUCAGUUCUUUGAACUUGGAAAGAAUGUAAUUAAUUCCUAUAAAAAGAAAGAAGGAUUUUUCAUGGAAACUGAUGAAGUUCCAGAAAUGCCUGAUGGAACGUUUCAGAGGAGAAUUUGGGAACUAUUAGAAUACCCAGAAUCAUCUAUCCCAGCUCGUGUUUUAGCUGUGUUUUCAGUCGUACUGAUUGUUACCUCCGUUACAACUUUUUGCAUAGAAACUCUUCCAGUAUUCAACGGUACACAGUGCAAGAACACGACAAUCAUUUCUGAAAAUGGUGAAGUCAUUCCAAGAUUAAUGCCGAAUUUUGAUCAUCCACUUUUUAUUAUCGAAUCCGUCUGUAUUGCAUGGUUUGUGAUAGAACUUGUAGCCAGGUUUAUAUUCUGUCCCUCCAAACUGAAAUUCAUGAAAAGUAUGAUCAAUUGGAUUGACUUGGCUUCGAUAACCCCUUAUUUUAUUUUCAUGACUGUUUUCCUAAUUACUUGGAAAUGUGAGCAAGGAAACCAAGGGGGAAUUCUGUCCGUUCUUCGAGUGUUUCGCGUUGUACGUAUUUUCAAAUUAAGCAAACAUUCGGAAGGCCUCAAAAUUCUAGGAAAGACACUACAGACAAGUAUGCAAGAACUUAGUAUGUUUGUGUUGUUUCUAGCAAUAGGCAUCGUGAUUUUCGGUGGUGCUAUUUAUUAUGCCGAAUUGCCUGAACAGCAUACCUUUUUCACAAGUAUUCCAGAUGCAUUUUGGUGGGCAGUCGUUUCCAUGACGACUGUAGGAUAUGGGGACGUUUACCCAAAAGGUGUUUUCGGAAAACUAGUCGGAAGUCUCACCGUGUUGUGUGGAUUGUUAGCCAUUGCGCUUCCGGUUCCUGUUAUAGUUACGAACUUUAAUAACUUCUAUAGGAAUUCGAUGAACAAACCGAAGUAACAAUUUAUGUUCGGAUGAAAGGUCUUCC
This is a messenger RNA of Saccostrea echinata, 1481 nucleotides long. Its product is annotated as potassium voltage-gated channel subfamily A member 1-like. The transcript has a single exon. Gene Ontology annotation, cellular component: membrane; voltage-gated potassium channel complex. The record is from RefSeq and is a predicted model, not a curated record. The coding region runs from base 11 to 1453 and encodes 480 amino acids. Lineage: Eukaryota; Metazoa; Mollusca; Bivalvia; Ostreida; Ostreidae. Gene Ontology annotation, molecular function: delayed rectifier potassium channel activity; protein binding. Gene Ontology annotation, biological process: protein homooligomerization; potassium ion transmembrane transport.